CAGGCGGGUGUGGGUGGGAGCGCCUGGGCCGCGGGGGACCCCUCUGCCUCCCGUUCCUGCGCUUUCGUCCGGCCUCCCGGAGAGGGCAGAAACUCCGCCGGGGACCGCCUGCUCGUCCCCCGGCCGUAGGUUCCCCCAGCCGGCCCCCGGAGCAGCGAUUCGCCGCCCGGCUUUGGAAGCGCUUCGCACGGGGAGAGCAGCGGACCCAGCGCGCUGCGGGUGGCUCCGCCGCAGCUGGUCGGUGGCGAUUCAAAAACCCAACAGAUCUUGUCAACGCUGGGGCGGGAGGUGGGUUCAAAUCAAACCUCCCUCUGCCCACAGGGGAGAAACGUCCUGGACAAACUCCGCUGGGUCCGCAGUGAAACCCCUGGAACUGUGUCGUGGGGCUGGGGGAGGGAACAGCCACGCACCCACCCAGCCUUGUUGUCACAGACUACGUGCAAACUGCAGCGGGAAGGCAAGUUGCUUCUCUCGGCUCCCCAGGGCCAGUCCCGGAGUGUUUACGCGCAGAUUGAUCCCGGAGGCAGAACUGGGCUUGGAAGAGAGACCGAGGAUCUAGGGAGGCUGAUCUAGCGCCUGACUCGGAGGCUGUUGGAGAUUUCGCAUCUGAAAACUGCAGUAGAAAGAAACUCUGACUCCCUCCCGCCCUUUGCACAGAAACCACAGGAUCAAUCUUCAUGCAACUUCCCCCUGUGUUAAGAGGUCCAGGAAGGGACAGAGGGAACCGGGCUGCUGAGGCGAAAAUCUCAAUCUCAUGCAUUGACCUAAAGAGAAACCCGACAAGGAGGAUGCCAUGACAGCCGGCAGCGCUGAAGCCAGCAGAGCCAUGAGAAAUCAGGAUCCUCUGGAGAAGAAGCCCCUGGGACCUGCCCCUCCUCCACGGAGGCACAGACGCCGGUUGAGGCGCAAGCUGCCGACCGAGGGGGCCGUGAAGGGACAGCUCCGGAUGCGCUCGCCUUCCGGGGCCUUUGUGAUGGUGGGUGUCUCUGUCGUCUUGGUCGGCAUGACGAUUGCCGUGGUGGGCUACUGGCCUCACCGGGGCCCACACGCAGCCGGGCCUGGCGCCAGGCCGAGUAACUCCAGCAGCAUGGGGGACAUGAAGAAGGAAGUGAAGGGCUCUGCCCGGGGCCGCUACUUCCCUCACGGUGAGAAGCUGAAGCUGAUUGGCCCCGUCAUCAUGGGCUUUGGCCUCUUCAUUGUCAUCUGCGCCAACACCAUGCUGUACGAAAACAGGGACAUGGAGACCCGCCUGUUGAUGCAGAAAGGCCUCUACUCCAUGACCCCGGGCCUCCCCCAGGACUUCAGCCAGGAGGACAAGUACUGCCAGAGGAGGACUAGCUUGUCCCUCCUCAAGGCCAAUGCCGACUGUGUCGAGGGCUGUUACGAGGUGGAUCUCUCCUCCAGCGGCUUCCAAUCCUGUUCCAGUCCCAGGAACAAAUGGGCUGACUGCUACGGGCACAACAGGCUCCAGACGACGGCCCAGCUGCUCCAUCACAAGGGGGUUUCCCCCUCCAUGUCCCUCCUCAGUGUCCGCUCAGACUCUGGCAACUCUAUGGAGGGGAACCUCAAUCUGUCCUUCACCCGCGGGGCAGAGUCGGUAAUUUCCUUGGCUGCCACUGCCCGGUCACUUCCCAUCAUCAAGGUGAACAACUGCUUCAUUGAGAAGCCAUCUGCAUCUCCGGGGGCGGGUGACGACCGGGAGAUCAGCCUGGCAGGGGCUCCGGAUGAGGCACCACGGCUCUCAUGGACUCUCCCACCCAGUGGCGGCAGCAUCUUCCCCAGAGGAGAUGACCUCCAGAGUGGCCAUGUCGUUAUUAGCAUAGACAAUGGGCCUCUGUCCAUCGCUGCGGCGAGCGAGACGUACCUGGACCCAGAAGGCACCGAGAAAGAGUUCAGCUCAGAUGUGCAGCUCCACAAUCCGGGUCACUCCAAGUCACUGGACCUGGGCAGGCCGGGCGUGCAGCUGGUGGCGCCCAUCAAAGACCGGAAGAACAGGAGCUGGCCUAGACUUGACCACAUCAGCUUGGUGGGCUACGCCAAACUGGAAAGCACGGGCGAGUCCUCUGACAGGUUAUUGGAGCAGACAGAUCAGCAGGGCAGGGACGAGCCCAGCCCCAGCGCCCAGGCGGUGGGAACAGAGACGGGUUCAAGGGUCUAACUUGGCAGGGGAUGGGUGACACGGCCAGGACGCCCUCCCAUCUUUUCAUUGCCUUGCCUGGGGGGCUCCUGAGUGUGCUCUUCUUUUAAGCAGAUGUUCCAGUGUUGGGGAGAGGUCACUGCUGCUGACUGAGCCCAGAACAGGCCUGCUGCUUCUUAGGGGAGACUCUUCAAGGGAUAGUUAUCUCCUCCCCAGAGGCACCUGGUGCUGAGGUGUCGCUCGAUUUCUCAGUGGGUGGCCUCAGCCUUGCCUUACGACCCCCUCUCCCCAAGCCAUGUGUGAAAUCUGGGCUUAGACAAGUACCCCUGAAAGGGGAGGCAGAGUGGGGAUCCCUGCUACUAAGCCGCAGAGGCCCCUUUCGUCAUCGUUAGCCGGAAGGGCCGCAGCAGCGGAUGGAUGAGGGGGCCCCCCGCCGCCCCACUCCACUAAGCAAUUCACUUAGGCUACCAGGGUUAUUAAAUGUCCUCUCACCACCACCGAGGUGCUGAGUCAGUCAUUUUGCCUGAUGUUUCGGCAUCUGUCUUUGCAAAGCUUGCUGUCAUGGGUUGCCCCCCUUCAGGAUGCCACUUGAUAGGCUGAUGGGGGAGGAAGGGACAGCUCAGCGGUUUGAGCACUGGCCUGCUAAACCCAGGGUUGUGAGCUCAAUCCUUGAGGGGCCAUGUGGGGAUUUAGUUGGGGACUGGCCCUGCUUUGAGCACGGGGUUGGACUAGGUCCCUUCCAACCCUGAGAUUCUAUGAUACCACUGAGCCUACCUGUUCUGCCAGCCUGGGCCCCCUUUAACCUGUCUUGCUGAGACAGGCUCUUAAGCCUCCUCCAGCACAGACACAGGUAGGGCCACACCCAGCUGCAGAACAACACAGACACACAGAUCAGCUCUGGGAAGACUCAGCUAACGGGACUUGCCCCAGCACUCAGGUGCCCACCUCCCAUGGAGUGCAGACCCAAAGGUUUAUUAUCUUGCGCUGUAUAGAAGAAUCUGCGCAGUGCAAGCUCAUCAAAAUUCACCCUCUUCCUCAACGUGAAGAGAAAUAUGUACCCCCUUGUGCCCCCCCAGUUAGAAAUUGCACAAACUGGGUUUAAUAAUAAACAAAAUAUAUUUAUUAACUAUAAAAGGUAGAUUUUAAGUGCUUAUCAGGGUUAGCAAACAGAACAAAGCAAAUAAAACAAAACACACACGCUAAGCUUGUUUCACUAAAGAAAUUGGUUAUAAAUAGUAAUUUCUCACCCUAAAUCUUGAAUUUAGGCAGGAUGGAGAGUUUCUGUAGCGCCGAGUUCCAGUUAUUUCUUCUUACAGACUGGGCCCCUGUCUCAGUCUGGACUCACCCCUGCCUUUCCCUUCAGGUUAGUUCCUUUGUCCCUUCAGAUGCUUUCAGCAGUCCCUCUUCUUUCCUCUCCAUUUGCCUUCCUCCCCACCCUUCAAUAAGAUUGACAGAAGGUGGGAAUCUUUCGUUUCCCAAACUUGACCCCCUGUCUCCUUUUAGUGGAAAGUUACGAGAAGUCUCAGAUAAUGUCCCAGACAAGACCACCUGAUCUAGUAUUGUCACAGCUACGGCCUCCCAGGAGGGAGAUUAGUAUCUUCACAGUCUUGUUCCUCCUAAUGGCCCAUCAAAUCUGCUGGCCUGUCCUCUGGUGGGUGUCUUCCCAAUACACACCCGGUUGUAAUUGUUACAUAGUCCAUAUUCCUAACUUAGAUACAGGAAUGAUACAUGUGUACAAAUUGGAUAAUCACAUUCAGUAAAUCGUAACCUUUCCAAUGAUACCUUAUAUGAGCCAUCUUGGAUAAAACAUCUCAGUUAUGUUAUAUCCAUAUUAUAAGGAUAUUUUCAUAAAGAAUCUGGAGUGUAACGUCACACUCUCCAGCGGCCUUCAGUUCCUGUCUCCUCCAGGAAGUCCCCUCUGCCACUGUCAGAGUGACCGGAGGCAUCAGUGGCAGGGGCAUGGGCAGGAUUGCUGGAGUGUCUGGUUUCACUGAGGAGGGCACCUGGCUGAACAUGAAGAAGCAAUGGGAGCAUGUCCGCAAUGUCUAGAUGGGACUCCGUUGGGUGAGGGCAGGUGCACACUGCAGUCGGGGGCAUGAGUGCAGGUCAGAGGGGCACACCCCCUGCUUGCUUUAAUCCAGCCAGCCUGCUGAAAGUAGCAGUGAAAAUGCAGCCGCACAGACCUCACCAUGGGCCAGGAACAUGAGUCGUACCGAGGGGGGCUAGAUGGGUUUCAUGCAGCCCUCCCUGCUGUGUCUACACUGCUAUUUUUAGCUGCACUAGCUUGAUUAAAGCUGGUGUGUGUAUGCCCUUCCAGUCUCCACUGAAGAGAGAUCUCUGCUCUGCAAUCAGACCUCUGAUUGCUGUGUAGGUAGCGCUUUACAGGAGUGGCACUCAGUUACACCAGCUCUGAAUUUGGCCCUAGAGCUGCGUGACACAGCAGGGGGAGGGGAGGAAAUGGACUUCUUCCUGGGAAAUGUUCGCCACUUAAGUUUGAUCAAUUCCCAUCCCCUUCCCGAAAAGGUCAACGUUUGCCUCAAACGUUGGUACAAGUGCUUCUCUUCACCCGUUUCCUCUGCAAAGCUGCUCCUGUGGGGGCAGGGGGACACUGUUGGUGCAUUGUCACAAAAAUUUUUUGCAUUUGGAUCAAGUGUCCAUGAGACUUUUGCACAGCCCUGGCACGUGCUGGGGACGAGGAGGGUAACUUUGAACAGGAUGUGCGGCAUAUUUUAAAAGUGUUAUGCUGUAAGCAGGGAUGUGACAGCAGGUACCUACGCAGGCACCAGGUUAGCCAUGCAUAGGUGACAGCUUAGUCAUCUGCAGCUAUAAGACCCUGUGCAUCAGGUUGAUUUGUAACUACGGAUAAAAGAGAACCUAGGUCUGAUCCCUAGUUUGGUUGGCUGGUUUGUGCAACAUCAAGACUGAAGUUUUGCAAACUCCAAACCCGGCUUCCUCUGCCCCUGGCAGGCAGUGCACCGGAGGAGCCGUCUCCAGCCUUGUGGAACAGUAGGUAUGAGCUGUCUAGGCAUGCAGCUAAUCAUGCAUUCGUGCUGCUGUCUGACUAGGUAGAAGUUAAAGGCUCAAGGCUUGUUUCUCUUGUAGCCACGUACAACCAGGCAUGCAGCCCUUGCAAAUAUGCUAGUGCUACUGAUGUCCGUGGGAGCUUGGGUAGAUGAUAGCAACCUAUGUUAGGAUUAUACGUGGCCGCCCAUCACCAGAGGUAGUUGAUAGUGCUUAAAAUGGAUAGCAAUAGCAACGUCCCUAGGGGACUUUUGGGAGUCUCUGGCUGUUUGGCUGGGUGGUAGUGGUUUGUGUAUACGUUUGAGUAUAUGUGGAUGAGGGGAGGGGCAUCAGGGCUGGGAUUCUAAUGGUGGAAAGUCGUUUUCAGACAGGAAGGUUUUGGACAGACACUGGAUUUGCCUGAUCUCCUCUGGACAUUCGCUACGUAGCUGGACUCCCUCGGCCAAGGCCCUGACAUGGUGGAAUCAGAGCAGAAGACCAUGCUUUCAAAGGACUGCCUCUCGUGUACAGAGUGGCACAAGAUAAAGGCACUUGGGAACGUUGGCCAAGUGAAAAAAAAUUUCCCCCUCAACCUCCUUUUCCAUCUGGGUGAGUUCAGGGCUGAUGAAAACAAACAUCAUCCUCGGCUCACUGGAUCUCGGUGAUUCAUGUGGGCGUAUGACAUGUUUAUUGAAUAGGCUCUUCAUUGCACAACCAGGUAACUUACUAGCCCAGGUAUAAAUGGUACUUCCAGGCUGCUCCGCUCGCAGGGUGCCCAUUGGCUUUAUUCUUUGUACUUCUGUUCCCCAUUUAAAACAGGCCAGUAGCAUUUCUGGUGCUGGAAGCAUAAAUGCAUUAAAGACUGUAAGGUUCUCAGAUCUGAUAGUCGUGGGGGUUCAGAGGUUCUCAGACUUUUGUACUGGUGAC
Molecule: messenger RNA, 6064 nt
Organism: Gopherus flavomarginatus (Mexican gopher tortoise)
Lineage: Eukaryota; Metazoa; Chordata; Testudines; Testudinidae
Gene: TMEM200B
Product: transmembrane protein 200B
Exons: 2
Coding region: 794-2158 (454 amino acids)
Source: RefSeq, a predicted model, not a curated record